Messenger RNA from Myripristis murdjan (pinecone soldierfish), 2712 nucleotides. Its product is annotated as scavenger receptor cysteine-rich type 1 protein M130-like. The coding region runs from base 1 to 2712 and encodes 903 amino acids. Gene Ontology annotation, biological process: zymogen activation. Gene Ontology annotation, cellular component: plasma membrane. The transcript has 11 exons. Gene Ontology annotation, molecular function: serine-type endopeptidase activity. NCBI's taxonomy places the organism in Eukaryota, Metazoa, Chordata, Actinopteri, Holocentriformes, Holocentridae. The record is from RefSeq and is a predicted model, not a curated record.
AUGAUAGAUGUAUUUGUAAUUAUUUUGUGCUUGUCCUCUUCAGGACUCCAGGCUGAUGGAAAACACAACUCAUCAGAGCCUGAUGAUGUCAGGUUGGUGGGCGGAGCCAGCCGCUGUGCUGGGAGGCUGGAGUUGAAACAUGGAGACUGGAGACCAGGGGACGACUGGGACUGGACCCUGCAGGCAGCAGCUGCAGUCUGCAGACGGCUGGACUGUGGCUCUGCUGUUUCUACAGAAAAGAAAAAAGACUCCUCUUCAAAAUCUGUGUGGUGGGUGAAACCAGACUGUCUUCAGUCUGCAUCUGUGGUGGAGACGUGUUUAUCACAGGGGUCUUCUUCUUUCAGCCUGCAGAUCACCUGCUCAGACUCUGUGAGGCUGGUGGAUGGGAAUAGUCUGUGCUCAGGCAGAGUGGAGGUGAAGUCUGGCCAGUCGUGGUCCUCAGUGUGUGAAGCUGACUUUGACCAGCAGGAUGCAGAGGUGCUCUGUAGGGAGCUUGGCUGUGGGGCUCCUUCAGUCCUCCAGGGGGCGCUCUAUGGAGAAGCGGAGGCUCCGACGUGGACCAAAGAGUUCCAGUGUGAAGGCAGCGAGUCCGUUCUCCUGGAGUGUGGAAGCUCAGGCUCGGUUAGAAACACCUGCUCACCUGGCAAAGCUGUUGGACUCACCUGCUCAGAGCCUGAUGAUGUCAGACUGGUGGACGGAGCCAGCCGCUGUGCUGGGAGACUGGAGGUGAAACAACAUGGAGACUGGAAACCAGUGGAUGAGUGGGACUCUGACUGGGACCUGAGGGCAGUAGCGGCAGUGUGCAGACAGCUGGACUGUGGCUCUGCUGUUUCCAUAGAGAAGAAGCAAGAUUCCUCAGACAGAUCUGUGUGGGAGAUCAGGCCGGACUGUCUUCAGGCUGGAUCUGCCAUGAGGGAGUGUUCUGUAACAACUCAGAUGUUCUCAUCUUCCAGCCUGCACAUCACCUGCUCAGAGUCUGUGAGGCUGGUGAAUGGGAAGAGUCUGUGCUCAGGCAGAGUGGAGGUGAAGUCUGGCCAGUCGUGGUCCUCAGUGUGUGAAGCUGACUUUGACCAGCAGGAUGCAGAGGUGCUCUGUAGGGAGCUUGGCUGUGGGGCUCCUUCAGUCCUCCAGGGGGCGCUCUAUGGAGAAGCGGAGGCUCCGACUUGGACCAAAGAGUUCCAGUGUGAAGGCAGCGAGUCCGUUCUCCUGGAGUGUGGAAGCUCAGGCUCGGUUAGAAACACCUGCUCACCUGGCAAAGCUGUUGGACUCACCUGCUCAGAGCCUGAUGAUGUCAGACUGGUGGGCGGAGCCAGCCGCUGUGCUGGUACCAUGGAGCUCAAACAACAUGGAGACUGGAAACCAGUGGAUGACCCACACUAUGACUGGACCCUGAAGUUAGCAGUGGCAGUGUGCAGACAGCUGGACUGCGGCUCUGCUGUUUCUAUAGAGAAGCAAGAUUCCUCAGACAGAUCUGUGUGGGAGGUCAGGCCGGACUGUCUUCAGGCUGGAUCUGCACUGAGGGAGUGUCUGAAAAUGACAUCUGAGUCUUCUUCUCACAGCCUGCACACCACCUGCUCAGACUCUGUGAGGCUGGUGAAUGGGAAUAGUCUGUGCUCAGGCAGAGUGGAGGUGAAGUCUGGCCAGUCGUGGUCCUCAGUGUGUGAAGCUGACUUUGACCAGCAGGAUGCAGAGGUGCUCUGUAGGGAGCUUGGCUGUGGGGCUCCUUCAGUCCUCCAGGGGGCGCUCUAUGGAGAAGCGGAGGCUCCAACAUGGACCAAAGAGUUCCAGUGUGAAGGCAGCGAGUCCGUUCUCCUGGAGUGUGGAAGCUCAGGCUCGGUUAGAAACACCUGCUCACCUGGCAAAGCUGUUGGACUCACCUGCUCAGAGCCUGAUGAUGUCAGACUGGUGGGCGGAGCCAGCCGCUGUGCUGGUACCAUGGAGCUGAAACAACAUGGAGACUGGAAACCAGUGGAUGUCUGGAACAAUGACUGGACCCUGCAGGCAGCAGCUGCAGUGUGCAGACAGCUGGACUGCGGCUCUGCUGUUUCUGCAGACAGGAGAGAGGAUUCGGCCGAUCACACCGUCUGGGUGAUUGAACCUCACUGUGACGGGUCUGAGUCUGCACUCAGGGAGUGUGUGGUCAAAAUGGGAUCAUACAGUAGAAGGUCAAGCCUGGAGGUUAUCUGCUCAGAUGUGCUGGUUCAGCCAAUCAUCUCCCUGUCUCCCUCUGUGGGCGGGGUCUCCGAGGCCCAGCAGCAGGGGCUUCAGGUGUUCAGGGGCUCCAGCUUCAGCAUCGGCUGCUCCAUCCAGCCUCAGUACGCAGGAGGCUCCUUCCAGCUCACCUUCACCUCCUCCAACGCAACACACACCCACACCCUGCCGGCUGUCAAUCACUCUGCACACUUCCUGUUUCCUGCUGCAGAGCCCGCCCACCAAGGGAGCUACAGCUGUGUUUAUCACAUCGACGUCUUGUCACAUCACCUGUCCUCUGAGAGCCAGCCCCUCUCCCUCUCUGUCUCAGGCUCUCCAGCUGAUUUCAUCAUCAGGCUGGUUGUCCUGCUGCUGGUUCUGGUGUUGAUGAACACUGCCCUCUAUCUCUACUGCAAGGCCACCAGAGGGCAGAGGGCAGAGGCCAGCCGGACAGCCGGACAGCAGGACAUUGAGCUGGAUUACGAUGAAGGUGAAGAGGCAGCAGCCCGAGGUACAGAGUAG